AUGGAAGGAUCAGGUUCACGCCAAACCGGACGCGCAGAUUCCCAACGGCAGGACAACUUUUUGAAUCUCGAACGGGAGAAAGAUCAAGACAAGCAGCAAGAGGGCAGUGUGAACACCUCCCACACGAGCAGAAGCCGCUCGAAAGGGAAAGGCCAUGCAUUCCACACCAGUAGUGAUGAGAACGAUGAAUACAGGCGAAGAUCAAGAACCCCUCCAAGCGAAACUUUUUCCUAUGAGGAAGAGCAGCCUCGUAAACGCGGCCACAAGAGCCCGCCAUACCAAGGCCUGGCCAACGAUGCCAUGAGUAAGGCCCUGGACCGCAUCUCCCAGUCGCCUUUCACGCGCAGAAUAGAGGAAGCAGAACUUCCUCAGCGGUUCCAUCAACCAACCUUUGCCAUAUACAAUGGUCGGACAGACCCAGUAGAGCAUCUGACACAGGCAUUUGGCUUCCGCUUCAUUACCAGCAGCAGAGUCCCUCGGCCCCUAGAUUCCCUCCUAUCCCUGUCCAUGCGAGAAGGAGAGACACUGAAGGCCUAUUCAGACAGGUACUGGGAAAUGAACAAUGAGAUAGAGGGAAAUUACGACGACGUUGCCAUUAGCACAUUCAAAAGGGGCCUGCCGACAGAGCACGGUUUAAGAAAAUCCCUGAUUGGGAAGCCGGUCACUAGUGUGCGCCAACUCAUGGAUAGAAUUGACAAGUACAAAAGGGUUGAGGAGGACCAGCAGACGGGGAAGGGCAAAGCGAAGGUUGUCCCUCAGGAGAGGAGGGACUUCAAGUCGGACCACUUUAACAGCAGUAACAGGCCGAGAAGAGACUACGCGGAACAGUCUGGAUCCACUAGGGCACAGGCAGUCCAUGCUAUGUUCCGAGAACCAUUACACAAGAUCCUAAAGAAGGUGAAGUGCGAACCAUUCUUCCAAUGGCCAAGCAGGAUGGCAGGUGACCCCUCGAAGCGUAACCAGAAUCUAUAUUGCGCGUACCACCAAGAGCCGGGUCACCUCACCGAUGAUUGUAGAAAUCUGAAAAACCACUUGGACCGGUUAGUCCGAGAAGGGAAGUUGAGACAUCUAUUACAUCACCCUGUGGGAUGGCAGAAACAAUCAAAUAUCGAAACCAGGCAAAGCGCAUUGAGGCCGCCCAUUGGCACAAUAAAUGUCAUUCUCGCCGCACCUGGAAGGACCGGAUCCAAUCCUCUCAGAGUAAUGUCAGUGAGCACGCUCCCGCCUGAAGCCGAUGACAGGGAAUCUAAAAGGGCCCGAGCGAGUCUCACGCCCUUAAUCGGAUUCUCGGAUGAGGACAAACUGGGAACCCUUCAACCCCACGACGACGCCCUAGUCGUCACGCUCAGAAUUGGGGGUUAUGACGUGAAGAGGGUGCUAGUUGACCAAGGCAGCGCCGUGGAAGUAAUGUAUCCCGACUUGUAUAAAGGAUUGAACCUGAAGCCAGAGGACUUGUCGGCAUACGACUCCCCUUUGGUCAGUUUUGAAGGAAAAACAGUCACCACGAAAGGUAUGAUCAGGCUGCUUGUACAAACAGACUCAGACGUGGUGGAAGUGAACUUCAUCGUGGUAGAUGCGUACUCCCCCUACACAGUCAUCGUGGCCCGCCCGUGGCUUCAUGCACUAGGGGCUGUGUCGUCAACCUUACACCAAAAAGUGAAGUAUCUGUCAGGAGGUCGAGUGAAAGAAAUAAUAGGGAAUCAGGUUAUGGCCCGGCAAUGCAUCGUGUCAGCAAUCUCACGACGACCAAACAGUGAGCCCUCCAUCUCAGCCGAGAAAGGCUUAUAG
Molecule: messenger RNA, 1788 nt
Organism: Quercus lobata
Lineage: Eukaryota; Viridiplantae; Streptophyta; Magnoliopsida; Fagales; Fagaceae
Exons: 3
Coding region: 1-1788 (595 amino acids)
Source: RefSeq, a predicted model, not a curated record